Molecule: messenger RNA, 4963 nt
Organism: Ctenopharyngodon idella (grass carp)
Lineage: Eukaryota; Metazoa; Chordata; Actinopteri; Cypriniformes; Xenocyprididae
Gene: csf3r
Product: colony stimulating factor 3 receptor (granulocyte)
Exons: 16
Coding region: 252-2705 (817 amino acids)
Biological process (GO): cytokine-mediated signaling pathway; immunoglobulin mediated immune response
Cellular component (GO): signaling receptor complex; membrane; external side of plasma membrane
Molecular function (GO): granulocyte colony-stimulating factor binding; cytokine receptor activity
Source: RefSeq, a predicted model, not a curated record
CUUCGGUUUGCACUUGUGGUUCAGGAUGGUGAGAAUGAUAUGCCACGGAAGGACUGACAGCAGUGACUCUUCACUCAGAGCACAGAAAUCAUUCUCAGAACGGCAGCUGGAUAGGAUCAUUUCAAAAAACUUUUAUUUUAUUUUAUUUUUUACAGAGAAGUUCCAGACCUCGCUGGGCAGUAACUUCACCAGAGUUUAAAUGUGAUCUUCACCACUUACAGAUGAUUUAAUCACUUUAAAUCAUCAUAACCAUGGCAUCAGUCUGGCUUGUGCUUGUGCUGUGGAUAUAUAUUAAUGUCUUGAUAAAAGUGAUUCAGGCAUCAUCGUGUGCUAAGAUACACACUCCUGCCUCAGUGGUGCUCGCUGGCUCGCCCGUAUCAGUGUCCUGCUCCAUCGAGGACGACUGCUUGCUGACUAAAGGCAAAGACUUUCAUGUGAUGUGGCGGAUUAACAACAAUUUUGCCCCCAGCAAUCUCUCUUACCAGGAGAGCAACAGGACAUAUGGCAUACUCGUCCCCAGCCUACCACACACAGGGGCAGACAUUACUUGUGUCCUGUGUGUAAGGGAUCAUACCUGCCAAAUAGCCGAUGGAGUGGCAGUUAAAGUGGGAUAUAUUCCUCCCAUUCCUACAAACCUGAGCUGCGCUUUGACUGUAACAAAGACAUACAGACUCCUGUGUCAAUGGGAUCCUGGUCAGGAUCCUGGCCUUCCAACAAACUAUACUCUUCAUGCAUUGAGGGCCAAAUCAAGAAAAAAACAAUUUGAGAUCCCACCUGGAGAGCAUUUCUGCUUGAUUCCACGGGAUUCUUACCAUUUAUUUUUAGAGUUGGAAGUUUAUGUGACAGCAGUGAAUGUCUUUGGAAAUGCCACCUCUGCUCCUCUGAAACUGAUCCCUAUGAAAACAGCAAAGCUCAAACCUCCUAAGAUUACAAAGGUUGAAGCAUAUCCGUCUGGCAGCUUACAGUUCAGCUGGAGUCUUGCAGAGUCUCAGAAAUGGUUGCAGGUGACCUUCGGUGUAGAGUUGAGAUUGAAAACAUUGAACAACCAGCUUGACAAAGAGUUGGUUUUCAACUUCAGGGGGCGACAAGAAAACAGAAUAAAUGUGUCUGGCCUCCUUCAUGGGACAAAUUACAGCGCCACAAUAAGAGUGAAGUACAGUUUAUGGAGUGAAUGGAGUGAUCCAAAAACAGCCACCACACUUAUGAGGGCUCCGGCCGGACAUCUGGACACAUGGCUCAAACUGAAUGAUCAGGCCGCUCAGCUCUACUGGAAGCCCUCACAAAAAUUUCGUGCCAAUGGCUGGAACUUGACAUACACUGUUGAAUCAAAGGAACCUAAAAAGACUUUGUGUGUAACUCAAGAAAGCCACUGCUUUUUCAGUCUCACCAAGUGGAUUAAAAAGGUCUACCUGAUAGCCACUAAUGCAAAGGGGAGCUCGAAUCCUAAUGAAGUACCAGUGUAUCGGAAGAAAGGGCUGGACCCUGUGUCUAAUUUCAAUGUGCAUCCCCAGUCAGAGACGUCUGUGCUCCUGACGUGGGAAAGCCCGGUGUCCUCCAGAGUCAGGGAAUACGUGCUGGAGUGGAGAUCUCUGUGUGAGAUGCCGGCAGCUCCUCUGUCCUUCAUUCUGUUGGACAAAAACAGCUCCAGUACCAUAGUAACAGGGUUAAAGGCUUUCAUGCCAUAUGAGAUCUCCGUUUAUCCCAAAUAUGUUAACGGGGUUGGACGUCCUCUUACCUUAAUGGCAUACAGCCGUCAGAAAGCACCCUCUGCGGCACCAAAGUUAGAAACUGUGGAAAUCCGUUAUUCACAGGUGAAUCUUCGCUGGGAUAAAAUUCCCCUUAAUGAGACAAAUGGGAUCAUUCAAGGAUAUACUAUUUACUUUUGGAAUGAUACGGAUGAUAUCCAAGUUAUAAAUACUAACAAGACCAGCGCUGUGGUGAAAGAUCUUCAGCCGUUUACCAUAUAUUCUGCCUUUGUAGAGGUUCAUACAAUGGGUGGAAGUUUUAACGGAUCAGUUCAGUACCUGACAACUGGAAGUAUUGAUGGAAUUGGAAUGGUGCUCUUUGUUAUCCCAGCAUGCAUUGGGUUAUCACUUCUCAUCAUCAUUGUUGUGUUUACCUGUUUGGGGAAACAUGAACGGGUGAAGAUGUUUUUGUGGCCUAUAAUUCCCGAUCCUGCCAACAGCAGUAUUAAGAAGUGGACCACCAUUGACUCACUGCAGGGCAUGCCUCCCUUUAAAGAAGACAAGGACCCUAUGUUGGUGUAUCUGUCCCACUUCAGUCUUCUUGAUCUGCCUGAGAAAGAGCUGUUCAAGAGUGACUACAUCAAGGAGAGCCAGUGGUCACAUGAUAUCUACAGCCGUGAUGAGAGUCACAACUCUUUCCAGGCCUGUGGCAGUUACAACUCGGAGCAUGACAGGGACUCUGUCCCUUACGCCACUGUUGUUUUCGGUGGUCCGUAUCAAAGCCAUUCGGCACCUCUGCCAGCCUAUGUACGCUCUGAUUCCACACAGCCCCUGUUAGGGGGGGACGAGCCUGGCAGCCCCCCACCAUACGAGAAUGUGCCACUAGUGAGGGGUGUUACUAAAGUGAAACACUUCACUGCAUUCCCUCGGAAUUCCACUGAAAGUGAGGAGAAUGAAGAACUUUGGGAAGAAUUCCCUAUGCUCAGAUUGUUAGAGACGAGGCAUACUGAUCAUAACUAAACUGAAUUUGAGUAUAUAUACAAACGUCAUGCAGGGGCCCCAAAAAGCAACACAGGCUCAUUGGAAAAACGUGCCUCUUCCAACAUUUUUGCAAAACUCAGAAAAUGUACAUACAAAUACAUAGAAAUCACUGCAGUGUCCAGUUGAAAAGAACACUAGAGGCAGUAAAACAGCAACAACUUUUAUUCUUUUUGACACAAAAUGAUUACAGGGAUAGAUUAUCGGAUAAUAAAGAUUUAUUUUUGUGCUGUUUCUUGCACAAAACUAUGUUAUGACCUCAAAACACUUUUACCGUAGAGCAUGAUUUGUAAACUAAUACAUUUUGACGUUUUCAUCUCAUAACCAGAUCCAUACGUGAGGCUUUUCUGAUGUAGUAAACUUGCUCAGUAGCUCACCUGAUACAGCAGUGCACUUGUGAUGGGAAGAGUCAUGAUAAAAGAGCUCAAAGACUUGUAAAAGCAGCUAAAAUGUUUUAUGUCAUGUUUUUAUGUUUAUGUCAAAUGUUUUUAGUGUAGGUGGUACAUUAUUUUCAAUUGCGUUAGAGCAUUAACCUUUUAGCACCACUUACCUGACAUUUCAAUUCAGAACUGCUGCGAUACGUACAACAACCAACACAAUAAAACGUUUUCAGAUUCACCUUAUUUUUUUUUGGGAUAAAACUAAACAUGCUUUUAGUGCCACUUACUGGACAUUUCACUUUGAAAGUGUUGCGAAGAAAUAUUGUGUAGAAAUGUCGCCACAGGUACGUUUUCCCAAUGAGCUUGAGUUGCCAAAAAGGCUACGUUCACACCGAGGCUGUAUGCGGUAUGUGAUUUUAUAUCAUAUGUCAGAAUAACUCAACAUUCAUCAAAACUGCACAAUUAACUUUCCCUGUAUACAUAUGUAUACAUUACCGUUCAAAAGUUUGGGGUCGGUAAGAUUUUUAAAUCUUUUUGAAAGAAGUAAAAAAAACUACACUCACCAAAGUUGCAUUUAUUUGAUCAAAAAUACAGUAAAAACAGUAAUAUUGUGAAAAAUGUAACUGUUUUCAAUUUGAAUAUAUUUUUAAAUGUAAUUUUUGUAACUCCAGUCUUCAGUGUCACAUGAUCCUUCAGAAAUCAUUCCGAUAUGCUGAUUAGCUGCUCCAGAAAACAUUUCUGAUUAUUAUUAUUAUCAGUGUUUGUGCUGCAAUAUUUUUGUGGAAACCGAUAAAUGUGCUAAAUGUUUUUACUGUUACUUUUGAUCAAUUUAAAGCAAAAUAAUAAUAAUAAUAAUAAUUUUUAAGAAUUUCUUUUAAAAAAUCUCACUGACACCAAACUUUUAAACAGUAUGGUACAAUAAUGUAUAUUAAGGCCACCAGUUGACUAAAAUAUUUAAUCAACUUCGAUAUGCAAUGUUCCACUUUGAUUGGUUCAUCUAUCAUUUAAACUGAACUCAUUCUAAUACAUGAAGUAUUUGUAGAAUAUCUGUGACUACUCAGUUAAUUAUAUGAACUGUCUUUAAUAUUGCCAGGGACUGUAUAUCGAUGAAACAGACCACUUCAUCAAAUAGGAGAAAGUGGAACCUUCAAUAUGGCAGCUCUAAUUAAGUAAUCCACGCCUUCCAAAUACAAGAGCUAAUCAGCAAAGUCACUGCCUGGUCUAUAUGUGAAACUUGUCUUGAGAAAUCACAUGGGCUGCAUCCGAAAUAAUUACUUCACGGCCGCUAAAAAUGUAUGUUCUAUAUAGUAUAAGUGUUUGUAGUACGAGUGUAAUCUGGACAUACUACAUUUGCCUAUCAUGUGACCUACCAGCGUCAGUUGCGUCACUUCACUGCCAAUGGAGUGUCAAUUGAGAGAUGCUUGAGUCUUAAUUAUGUCACUGUGAGGGUAAAUAAGACAAAAAAAAUAAAAUAUAUAUAUAUAUAUACUUGUACUUUUUUGGCUGUAUAUUUGUAUUGAAUAUAUAUUUGAAUUUUGAAUUUAUGUACUAUUAGAAAAGGAGCACAAAUAUGUCUGAUUUGUAUUUGUAUGUUUUUUUUUUGUUUUGUUUUUUGAAAAAGAGAAAAUCUAAGAAAGAAAAGAAAGACAAAAAAGAAAGUGAUAAAUGCUAUGUUCAUUUACUUCAUAAUUAAUGUUACCUGAUGUUUGACAUGUUUUAUAUACAUUCACCUCUUUUCUGUAUGGUGCUUUGAGUUCAGUAUUUUAUAUGCAUUUCAACAUUUUAAAAGAGUACAAAUUUUGGUUACAUCUGGCAAUGUAGCAGAUUUUUUUGGAAGGACAAAAUAAAAGACUUACAUGA